Molecule: messenger RNA, 8412 nt
Organism: Cercocebus atys (sooty mangabey)
Lineage: Eukaryota; Metazoa; Chordata; Mammalia; Primates; Cercopithecidae
Gene: ZNRF3
Product: zinc and ring finger 3
Exons: 9
Coding region: 1981-4512 (843 amino acids)
Biological process (GO): Wnt receptor catabolic process; ubiquitin-dependent protein catabolic process; negative regulation of canonical Wnt signaling pathway
Molecular function (GO): frizzled binding; ubiquitin protein ligase activity
Source: RefSeq, a predicted model, not a curated record
GAUCCGCCCGCCUUGGCCUCCCCAAGUGCUGUGGUUACAGGCGUGAGCCACCGCGCCUGGCCAAUGUCAGUUCUUUUUGAGACCUUGACCAUUACACUGAAUCCAUUACACUGAAGUUUCUUGAGACUGUACCAUGAUUGGGGUGGGAAAUAAAUGUUGUGUGCAGUUUUGGAUUUGGAGAACUUUGUGGGAGUGAAGAGUCAAGAAGGAUGCUUUUAAAAGCAUAACUCUUCUAUCUAUUUUUUAAUAACAGCUGACGUUGCAAUUCAUGGGAACAAUGAAUUUUGUCUUUUCUGAAACUUAGUAACCACUUGGUCUGUCAACAAUUAUUUGAGUAGUCUACUGGGCAGGCAAUAAAGCAGUGAUCAAUAGAUUUGGAGAUGGAUAAAACAGUUGGUUUUCUCUCACUCCCCUCCUUUAGGGAGGGAAAGGUAUAUAUGAGACAGUGAUUAAGAGCAUUAAAUGAGGGAGGCAGGCGGUGUCAGAGUGCCUUGUUUGAACAUGGGUCCAGCUGACUGUGUGUUUCUUUGAGUAUAUGACCUCCUGAGCCCAGGUUCCUUAUCAUCCCAUGGGGCAGUAAUCACUCUCCUGCCCACCUUACCGGGAGGAAGUGGAUGUGACCUGAAUUAUGAGUUGUAAAGACUGAACACUGGAAAUGAUUGCCACUGAUAGAGAAAGGGUGUAAGAGUGGCCCUUUUGGAGUGCAGAGGACACCAGGAGCCUCAGGCUCAUGACUGUCCUCAUUUGGUUCUCCUCCCCUCCUUGUGUACCAAUCACCCAAGGAAGGUGAUUCAUUAGACUUCAUUAGACAUACUUCCCAGUUCAGUUUCUCUCUUAGCUCAGAGUAAACAAGUGACUCUCUGUUCAGAACUGAAUGAAUUGCAUCUGGUACUUUUAGUCCUUGCAUCUUACAGUGAAGAUUAAAUGGUACUCUGGAGGUUUGGCAAGAUGAGACUCACUUCAUCACCAGAGAAGAAUGGAGUCACUUGGGAGGGAGCACCCGUUCUGGUAUGAAAUUUCUCCUGAUCACAAGUGCUUGUGAAAAUUAACCUUUUGCAUACUCUCAUCCUUCUCAAGGAAAGGCUGAAUUGCUUCUCAAGUUUGGUCCUGCCACCUUGGGUGAGAAUUCUGGUUUUGUUGCAAAGCUAGAGCUCAGAAACAAGAAAGUACAAGUCCAUUUUUCUUGGAGGAAGAGGGCAGGCAGCUCAGCUUACAUGAGCAUCUGAUCCAGCAGUCCAUAGCUCCCUGUGUGGGAAGUGUCCCCUUAGCUGUGGAACCCAGGUAGGUAGGUGAACACCUCACCUCGUGACUGCCACACCUUAUGACUGCCCAUUAGCUGCUGCGUCCCCUCUCCUCCUUCUCUUUUCUUCUCUCUUUCUGGAGGAAUAGUCUAGUUUGGUUUGGAGAUGAACCUCUGGCCUGGGAAGAUCUCUUUCAAAUAAGAUUAUGCCCAUCUGUGGCUUAAGAAGUUACUCAUUCACCAAGACACAUGCUUGUGUCUAGAAGUAAUACCAUCAUGUUACCACAAUAAUAUUAAGUAGAGCAUAUAUAACUGCCAUUUUUGUAAAUAAAAUCAGGAAACUGUAGCCAUUUCAUAUGGUAAUUCCCAGUAACUCUUGAGAAUCUGAGUUGUGAUUUCUGUCAUGUAGACAAGUAUGAUGGACCGAAUAUUCAUUUAAUUUCCCUACCAAAUUCAUGUGUUGAAGCCCUAACCCCCACAGUGAUGGUAUUUGGAGAUGGGGUCUAUGGGAGGCAGUUAGGGUUAGAUGAGGUCAAGAGGGUCGGACCUUCACGAUGGUCUUAGUGCCCUUAUAAGAAGGGACACCAGGGAGCUUGCUCUCUUUUUCUCCCCUUUAUGCACAAAGAAGAGGUCGUGUGAGCAUGCAGGGAAAUGGUGGCCACCGCAAGCCAAGAGAAGAGGCCUCAGAGUGAAACCUGCCUCAGUGGCACCUUGAUCUUGGACUUCCCAGCUCCAGAACUAUGCACCCACUGGGCCUAUGUAAUAACAAUGACGAAGAGGACUUGUAUGAAUAUGGCUGGGUAGGAGUGGUGAAGCUGGAACAGCCAGAAUUGGACCCGAAACCAUGCCUCACUGUCCUAGGCAAGGCCAAGCGAGCGGUACAGCGGGGAGCUACUGCAGUCAUCUUUGAUGUGUCUGAAAACCCAGAAGCUAUUGACCAGCUGAACCAGGGCUCGGAAGACCCACUCAAGAGGCCGGUGGUGUAUGUAAAGGGUGCAGAUGCCAUUAAGCUGAUGAACAUCGUCAACAAGCAGAAAGUGGCUCGAGCAAGGAUCCAGCACCGCCCUCCUCGACAACCCACUGAAUACUUUGACAUGGGGAUCUUCCUGGCUUUCUUCGUCGUGGUCUCCUUGGUCUGCCUCAUCCUUCUUGUCAAAAUCAAGCUGAAGCAGCGACGCAGUCAGAAUUCCAUGAACAGGCUGGCUGUGCAGGCUCUGGAGAAGAUGGAAACCAGAAAGUUCAACUCCAAGAGCAAGGGACGCCGGGAGGGGAGCUGUGGGGCCCUGGACACACUCAGCAGCAGCUCCACAUCCGACUGUGCCAUCUGUCUGGAGAAGUACAUUGAUGGAGAGGAGCUGCGGGUCAUCCCCUGUACUCACCGGUUUCACAGGAAGUGCGUGGACCCCUGGCUGCUGCAGCACCACACCUGCCCCCACUGUCGGCACAACAUCAUAGAACAAAAGGGAAACCCAAGUGCCGUGUGUGUGGAGACCAGCAACCUUUCACGUGGUCGGCAGCAGAGGGUGACCCUGCCGGUGCAUUACCCCGGCCGCGUGCACAGGACCAACGCCAUCCCAGCCUACCCAACGAGGACAAGCAUGGACUCCCACGGCAACCCCGUCACCUUGCUGACCGUGGACCGGAACGGGGAGCAGAGCCUUUAUUCCCCGCAGACCCCCGCCUACAUCCGCAGCUACCCACCCCUCCACCUGGACCACAGCCUGGCCGCUCACCGCUGCGGCCUGGAGCACCGGGCCUACUCUCCAGCCCACCCCUUCCGCAGGCCCAAGUUGAGCGGCCGCAGCUUCUCCAAGGCAGCUUGCUUCUCCCAGUAUGAGACCAUGUACCAGCACUACUACUUCCAGGGCCUCAGCUACCCGGAGCAGGAGGGGCAGUCCCCGCCUAGCCUCACGCCCCGGGGCCCGGCCCGUGCCUUUCCUCCCAGCGCCUUUCCUCCCGGCGGCAGUGGCAGCCUGCUCUUCCCCACAGUGGUGCACGUGGCCCCGCCCUCCCACUCCCACCUGGAGAGCGGCAGCACGUCCAGCUUCAGCUGCUAUCACGGCCACCGCUCGGUGUGCAGUGGCUACCUGGCCGACUGCCCGGGCAGCGACAGCAGCAGCAGCAGCAGCUCCGGCCAGUGCCAUUGUUCCUCCAGUGACUCUGUGGUAGACUGCACUGAGGUCAGCAACCAGGGCGUGUACGGGAGCUGCUCCACCUUCCGCAGCUCCCUCAGCAGCGACUAUGACCCCUUCAUCUACCGCAGCCGGAGCCCCUGUCGUGCCAGUGAGGCGGGGGGCUCGGGCAGCUCGGGCCGGGGGCCUGCCGUGUGCUUCGAGGGCUCCCCUCCCCCCGAGGAGCUCCCGGUGGUGCACAGUCAUGGUGCUGGGCGGGGCGAGCCUUGGCCGGGCCCUGCCUCUCCCUCGGGGGAUCAGGUGUCCACCUGCAGCCUGGAGAUGAACUACAGCAGCAACUCCUCCCUGGAGCACAGGGGGCCCAAUAGCUCUACCUCAGAAGUGGGGCUCGAGGCUUCUCCUGGGGCCGCCCCGGACCUCAGGAGGACCUGGAAGGGGGGCCACGAGGGGCCGUCGUGUGCCUGCUGCUGCGAGCCCCAACCCUCCCCACCCGGACCUAGUGCCGGAGCAGCUGGCAGCAGCACCUUGUUCCUGGGGCCCCACCUUUACGAGGGCUCCGGCCCGGCGGGUGGGGAGCCCCAGUCAGGAAGCUCCCAGGGCCUGUACGGCCUUCACCCUGACCAUUUGCCCAGGACAGAUGGGGUGAAAUACGAGGGCCUGCCCUGCUGCUUCUAUGAAGAGAAGCAGGUGGCCCGUGGCGGCGGAGGGGGCAGCGGCUGCUACACUGAGGACUACUCGGUGAGUGUGCAGUACACGCUCACCGAGGAGCCCCCGCCCGGCUGCUACCCCGGGGCCCGGGACCUGAGCCAGCGCAUCCCCAUCAUUCCGGAGGAUGUGGACUGUGACCUGGGCCUGCCCUCGGACUGCCAAGGGACCCACAGCCUCGGCUCCUGGGGUGGGACGCGGGGCCCGGACACCCCACGGCCCCAUAGGGGCCUGGGAGCAACCCGGGAAGAGGAGCGGGCUCUGUGCUGCCAGGCUAGGGCCCUGCUGCGGCCUGGCUGCCCUCCGGAGGAGGCGGGUGCUGCCAGGGCCAGCUUCCCUAAUGCCCUUCAGGACACUCAGGAGUCCAGCGCCACGGCCACUGAGGCUGCAGGACCGAGAUCUCGCUCAGCAGACAGCAGCAGCACCGGAGCCUGAGCUCAGGAGGAACUCUUAACCUGGAAAUGGGGAACUGUAUGGAGACUCCAAACUGACUUCCUUCAAAAAACAAAAACAAAAAAAUUUUUUAGCUUUGACAAACACACAAAAGUGGUAAUAAAGAGAGCCCUCCUUGUCAACCCAAAAUGUGAGCCCCCUGUGGCAAAACCACCCCCUACCCCAUUAACAAAUCAACAGACAAAAUUCUCCGAGUCCUUUGCCUCUUUUGAUAACAUGUUGUUGUUCUGUUUUGUAAAGUGUGUGUGCUUGGGGUUCUGAGGUGUGGGAUUGAGUUCUCUGCUUUUUUUUUUUUUUUUAAGAUAUUGUAUGUAAAUGUAAAAAGUUAUUUAAAUAUAUAUUUUAAAGAACCCUAACCGCCAACUUUUGCUGAAAAAGAAAAAAAAAUCACUGCUGCAUUAAAUGACCACAUCAUGUGUAGAUACUGUUGUCUCCCUGGAGGGAGCUCAGGCCUUUGAAAAGCUCAGGGCUUCACCUGCCUUAGAAAAUGAACCAGAAACUUGAAGUAAAGCUAGUUGAUAUGGGUACAGGCUCUGAGUGCAAAGCUGCCUCUUUCUUUCUCGUGGCAAAUGCCAAUGUAUACUAUUUCAGGUCUCAGAUGCCGUGCCCCUCCAGCCCACGCCUUUAGGCAGGUGAUGGCAGCAGCUAGGAAUAGGGUGUACAUGAUCUGCAGCCCUGCGGAGCCAGGUCAAGCCGCUGCUACGAAAGCUCCAGGGUGAUGGGGACAAUUCUGCCCAGUGCCCUCAAUCUGUCCCCUCAGGUCAUGGUCCCAAGUGAAACAACAGAGUUCACAGCCCUGGUCUUGGCUGAGGUCCAGGUCAUAGUAAGGGCAUGUUCUUGGGACCCUCAACCUGAACUCUGACCCUCAGGGCAGGGAAGAGGAGGCUGUCCCCUUUGGUUGUCCUGACUUUGGAGUCCUUUGCAAAAAUGUUUUGGGCUCCCUGCCACUGGCUGCAGAAAUGGCUCGACGGGGUGUGUGGGGACAGACACCCAGAAGGAAUGUACUUUUGUGGCCUUGGUGUCCAACGGGGCUGGGGGAGAGUGCUCCCCACUGACCCAGCGGCACACCGAUGUGCAGUGCGCAUGCGUCUGUGUGGGGGCAGCCGCACCCCUCGGCUGCUGCUUCCUUGGGCUGCCUUUCUAGGGGCAUGUGCCUGGACCUACGAGGUCUGCACUGAGCUCCAUUUGAAUGAUACCUUCCCCAUCCCGUUUCCCCAUGGAAGCACCGCUUCAGGGUUAUUCAGUCCUCUGCCUCAUGGCUGAAACUGCUCAUCUCGUCUGCAGAUGUCUACUAUCCUGUCUACCUAAUGCACUAUUAUGUAUUGAUUCUCCAUGAGACAGAGAGAGAGACUAUCAGAUAGUUUACACCCAAAGGGUAGGUUUUUGUAUAUUUUUCCAGCCUUUUUUAUUAAGGGGAAGGGGAGAGUUUAAAAGCCCAAACCGUUGUGGUUUUAAGGUGUUUCAUUUUUAAAAGGGAGAGAGAAUCUAUUUAAAGCUAUUUCAGAUCAGGGAUUGUCAUCCUUUUUGUCCAAUGUAUUCCUUGUUCUUUAAAAAAAAAAUUUUUUAGAGGGAACUAAUCAUAUUAGUCCUUGUGUUCACUAACUCUUCUGGUCACUUGUAUUUAUUCAUUCAUUCAUCAGAUAUUUGUUGCCAUCUGAAAGAACUGGCCCAUUGGGUCUGAAAGCUCGCUUGAGAAUAGGAAACUUGAGACCUGGCCCCCUGUGGGUAGGAGAACAAGGACCACCUGGAUUGCCAGGUGAUGGUGCUGGUCUUUCUCCAGUCUUGAAUGAGAAUCUCACUCUAUCAGAAUGUUUUUCUUAACCUCAGUGUAUGAUGAGGAAAUUUACUUAUCUCUAGCUAGGAUUUGACAUCUAUUCCAACAUCAAAUGAUCAAAACAUUUGCCAUUGAGGCUUCACUGGUGAGAUCCGUCCUCCAUCCUCGGGUGCAGUCCCUUGAGGGCUUCUCCUCGGACUGUGCCCCGCACACCUGUUACCGAGGGUGUGAGAAGCGCCUAAGCUGGUGACAUGUGAUCUGGGACGCCUUCAUUUCUCGGGCCAGGAGUAGCAGCUGCUAAGGACAACAGCUUGCAUUACAUGGUUUUAAGGAAGCGGGAUCUGACUUUUAAUAUGAACUGCAAAAAGCAGCUUCUCAUUGAGAUUUUGUUGUUGUUGUUUGUGGGGGGUUUUUUGUUUUGUUUUGUUUUUAAUGCCUUUGAGUGCAUAUUUUCUUCCUCGUCUGAAACCGAACUCCCAAAGUGGCUUUCUUUAGCCCUGGCUGGAAAACCACCCCUCAAUAGCCUUAAGCAAUAAAUAGAUGAGUACGGAAUGUGGCUUCCACUGGGCUUAUUAAAAUAAGUGUGUCUAGUUUUCACUUGAACCAGUGAUAACCGCAGAUGGCAAAAGAAACCCAUUUAAUUUUUGUAGCUUACAGGUGGUAGAAACAGAAAUGCAAUUUUAAAACCUUAAAUACCAAAUACCAACCAUUGUCUUUGUUUGUUUGUUUGUUUGUUUGUUUUUUGAGACGGAGUUUCGCUCUUGUUGCCCAGGGUGGAGUGCAGUGGCGCAAUCUCAGCUUACAGCAACUUCCGCCUCCCGAGUCCAAGUGAUUCUUCUGCCUCAGCCUCCCAAGUAGCUGGGAUUACAGGCAUGCACCACCAUGCCCGACUAAUUUUGUAUUUUUAGUAGAGACGAGGUUUCUCCAUGUUGGUCAGGCUAGUCUUGAAUUCCCGACCUCAGGUGAUCCACCCGCCUCGGCCUCCCAAAGUGCUGGAAUUACAGAUGUGAGCCACCGCGCUGGUAACACCAACGAUUGUCUUUUAAAUUUGUGUUCGCCUCUCAGACAGGGAGAUCACCAGAACAAAAUAACCAAUGGUCUUAUUUUUUUCACACAUAAAUCAAAAGAAAUGUCCUCUUUGAAGUUUUAAGAUUCCACCAAUGACAGAUACCCUUUUAGGUGGACUCUUGAGUGGUUUGUAGUGGUUUUAUAGCCAUGGAAACUGGGAGUAUCUCAUUUUCUGCUGAGAACCUCUGCCCCCAAUCCCUCUAAGUUGGGGUGUGACAGUUGGGCAUGGUUAAGUGACCCAGCCCUGGGUGUAGGACAGCCAUGUACGGUGAAGAGUUCUAGAACCAGCUAAACGUGGAAGUUUGGGUAUUUACCAACAAGGUACCUCUUUACGGAUGCAGCCCCAGUAAACUGGCUUUAACCUCAGCUCCUUCCCCAUCUCCUCCUAAACCCAAGCCCUUUUAUAAAAUAAAGCCCCAUCUGUCCCACUGCUCACAUAUUAUGUGCUGCUAGUCUCUACUCGAAGUUUGUGCAGGACUAAUGCUUUUAAAAUGAGGUCUAAAAAAAAAUUACUAAUCGAGAAUAUUAUUCUUUAAACAGAACUGCCUUUUUCUACUCUUUAUGUGAACUCUUUCUAUUGUGUUGGUCUAACAGGGCACUAUUUUAAAAUUUUUUAAUUUCUCCCAUAGCACUUAAAAGAGAUUUUGUAAAGACUUUGCUGUAAAGAUUUUGUAAUAAAAUGGUCUAAGGGCUCUUUUUCCAACAUUACCAUUUUUUAAAAAUGUUUUAAAAGCUAGAAAACAACUUAUGUAUAUUCUGUAUAUGUAUAGCAGCACAUUUCAUUUAUGGAAAUAUGUUCUCAGAAUAUUUAUUUACUAAUAUAUUUAUCUUAAGCCAUGUCUUAUGUUGAGAGUGUGACAUUGUUGGAAUAAUCAUUGAAAAUGACUAACACAAGACCCUGUAAAUACAUGAUAAUUGCACACAGAUUUUACAUAUUUGCAGACCAAAAAUGAUUUAAAACAAGUUGUAGUCUUCUAUGGUUUUGUAACAAAUUGUACAAAUGACUGUAAAAAAAAUACAAUUUUAUCAAGUAUGUGUUA